ACAAUGUCAUCAUCAACAAAAUAUUAAUUUUGAUUAUUUUACUCGGCUGUAUAGUGGAGGGAAGGUAUCUUUCCCCGUGCAUUACGAAAUGCAUUGCGUCAAUUUUAACCAUAUCAGGAAGAAACAAACAUCAAAGGCAAUAAUGAAAUUUCCGGCCAAAGCCUGGUUUUUUAUAUUAGAAUCUCAUCUUAAAUACCCACUAGUAAUAUCCAACAAGCUGAAAGCAACUGCUGAAGCCCCUUUUAUCGAUCGCUAAAGAAACAGAGAGCCAGAAAUGGGAUAUUCCGAUGAUGAAUUUGAUGUAAUUGUAGUUGGAGCGGGCGUCAUGGGGAGCUCAACGGCGUACCAACUAGCCAAAAGAGGGCAGAAAACCUUGCUUCUAGAGCAGUUCGAUUUUCUGCAUCACCGGGGUUCUUCUCAUGGCGAGUCCCGCACCAUACGAGCAACAUACACCAAGGACUACUACCAUGGCUUGGUCAGUGAGUCCUAUCAGAUGUGGGAGCAGACCCAGUCCGAGAUUGGCUUCAGGGUCUACUUCAAGGCCCAACAGUUCGUCAUGGGCCCAGCCAAUGCCAAGAGCCUUCUCUCUGUCAUCGCCAAUUGUCAGAAGCAUGCCACGCCACAUCAGGUCCUCAACCGCCAGCAAGUGACGGAAAGAUUUUCCGGGAGGAUUGACAUACCGGAGGAGUGGAUUGGAGUGUGUUGCGAGCAUGGUGGUGUUAUAAAGCCCACCAAGGCAGUGUCAAUGUUCCAAAUGCUAGCGUUUAAGAAUGGUGCGGUCCUCAGAGACAACGUGGAAGUGAAUAAAAUAAUCAGAGAUGGAGUGAGAGGCGGGGUAAUAGUGAGUGUAAGCAAUGGUGAAAAGUUUUGGGCUAAAAAAUGUGUGGUGACCGCAGGGCCUUGGAUGAGAAAGUUAGUUAAAACAGUUAGUGGGAUUGAACUGCCCAUUCAACCUUUGGAAACCAGUGUGUGUUAUUGGAGGAUUAAGGAUGGUCAUGAGGGUAAGUAUGCAAUUGGAAGUGAUUUUCCAACAUUCUCUAGCUACGGGAAGCCACAUAUAUAUGGCACACCAUCGUUGGAGUUCCCGGGGCUGAUUAAAAUUGCAGUGGAUGAGGGUUAUCCGUGUGACCCGGAUAAAAGGCCAUGGGGACCUGGAGUCAAUCCGAGCUCCUUGAACCAAUGGAUUGAGGAGACAUUUAGAGGGUUGAUUGAUUCAAGUGGACCUGCUUCAACUCAAUUGUGCGUGUACUCGAUGACCCCGGACGAAGAUUUUGUGAUUGAUUUGGGAGGGGAGUUUGGGAAGGAUGUUGUGAUUGGUGGUGGGUUUUCUGGUCAUGGCUUCAAGAUGUCUCCGGCGAUUGGGAGGAUACUGGCUGAUCUGGUGCUUACUGGACAGGCAAAAGGAGUUGAGCUACAGCACUUUAGGAUAGCAAGAUUUGAGGAGAAUCCCAGAGGGAACAUUAAAGACUCGGAAGAUCAAGUUGGGCCAUCAACAAGUGUACUCUGACACAACCAAAACCAAUUUCUACUGAUUGUGUGUUCAUUUUCCAAAUCUUCCUUCUUUCGAAUAAAAAGGACAAACCCUACACAAGGCUUUCCGCUUUGCGAGGUUGGCGUGAGAGUCCAUAAAAAAAAUGAAUAAAAACUUUUACUUUGCGUUUUGAUCUGUAGCCGGUCUAUGUUGCGUGCAGCAUUAGUAAUAUCUCUGUCUCAGCCUCGUCUAAUUUAUGAAUCAGCUUUUCAUCAGUUCAGCACAAAUACCAACUCCCUAGUCCCCGCUCAAAUGCUUCAUUUUCCACCCUUUUUAUCUUCAGCAAACAUACAGAAUAUGUAGCAUAGCGGAGUUUUUGCAUGUUGAAAAGUUGUACGACACAAGUUCAAGUUAGACUAUCUUCGAUUUGACGAACACCACAAAAACACUAAAGAUUCAAAGGAGAACUUCAGGAUUAAGCCAACAAAACAGAGAAAGAGAAGAGAAGAAAAAGUGGUGGGGGGAGAGAGAGAGAGAGAGAGAGGAGUGGAAAAUAAGGUUAGAAAGGCACAAAAUUUAACUCAAAUCUGCUGCAAAUGUACAAUAUAGAACACCAUUCAAUUCAAAAUGCAGCAUUCCUGUUUGUGUAUAACUAACAAACUUUUGCUUGUAGACAUCUUUUAACUACAGUAAGCAUCAUACAACCUUUGGCUGGUUCAAAGUGAACAAUCCUCAAUCUAUGU
Durio zibethinus is the source of this 2214-nucleotide messenger RNA. The record is from RefSeq and is a predicted model, not a curated record. NCBI's taxonomy places the organism in Eukaryota, Viridiplantae, Streptophyta, Magnoliopsida, Malvales, Malvaceae.